CAAAAGUGAGAACGAAAAACAAAGCUGGUUUAUCUGGCCGUUUUGGAAAACUGUCAUCUGGAUAACGGGCUGUCUAACCCUGUAAUUACGAGAAAAACUCAAGUUUUAAGAAAUGAGUUGAAGAAGAGGAACUCUUCCUACAAGAGAUGGGAGUUUAUAUAUAAGACGCUUCCCUUUAAACCGAUUGUAUAGUGUGGUAGGACUAGGAUAGGAAACUGGACGGCACGGAGACUUCUCUUAAAACACAAGAGAAUCCCUAGCGUAAAGCCUCAAGCCUCCGGAGCAUGUCGGCGGAACGGACUUAACCACGGAACCCCACAUUCCCGGGUGCAGUUUUCCAGCCGGAGUCAGGGUCAGAGGCAGCCUUGCCUACUGCGCAGGCGCGAUGCUACUUACCCAUCAGGGAAGCAAUGUGGCUACUCUGCGUGUUAGCGGCGGUCCUGGCAUGGGGCUUCAUCUGGGUUUGGGACUCCUCAGAACGAAUGAAGAGUUGGGAGCAGGGCAGACUGCUGGGAGCUGAAAGCCGGACUCUCCUGGUCAUAGCGCACCCUGACGAUGAAGCCAUGUUUUUUGCUCCCACAGUGCUAGGUUUGGCCCGCCUAAGGCACCGGGUGUACCUGCUCUGCUUCUCUGCAGGAAAUUACUACAAUCAAGGAGAGACUCGUAAGAAAGAACUUUUGCAGAGCUGUGAUGUUUUGGGGAUUCCACCCUCCAGUGUAAUGAUUAUUGACAACAGGGAUUUUCCAGAUGACCCAGGCGUGCAAUGGGACACAGAACAUGUGGCCAGCGUCCUUCUCCAACAUAUAGAAGUAAAUGGCAUCAAUCUGGUGGUGACUUUCGACGCAGGGGGAGUAAGUGGCCACAGCAAUCACAUUGCUCUGUAUGCAGCCGUGAGGGCCCUGUACUCAGAAGGAAAGUUACCUAAAGGGUGUUCUGUGCUCACGCUUCAGUCUGUGAAUGUGCUGCGCAAGUACAUCUCCUUUCUGGAUCUGCCCUUGUCCCUGCUUCAUACGCAGGAUGUCCUCUUUGUGCUCAACAGCAAAGAAGUGGCACAGGCCAAGAGAGCCAUGUCCUGCCACCGCAGCCAGCUCCUCUGGUUCCGCCGCCUCUACAUUUUCUUCUCCCGGUACAUGAGAAUCAACUCAUUGAGCUUCCUCUGAAGCCUUGAAGGGUUUUCAGAUCCAAGGAACAAAGGGUAAAAUAGACAAAGGAGUGCAGGGGACCUGGCAUGGUGCUGGCUUAUUUGCCUGAGCUAAAGGAGAUCCCUGCUAAAGCAGCCUCUGCAAAAGGGAGCCCAUGUAGGCCAGGGACUGUCCAAACUCCAGCUUCUUCCCCUGGGAAAAAACCCAAAGAACCAAAAACAAACCAACCCAAGGAUAAUAGUAGCUACCCUGCUAGUUUCUCAAGUUCUCGUGAGAAACAAUUUACAUAAUGACACAGUACAUGUGGAACACCUAGCCCAGUGCCUGGGCAGAUCCCUAUUAUCAUAAAUGACUGUUAAAGUGCUGUAAAAACGUUCCACAGAUGUGACUUUUGAUGUUUCCAAAGUGGGUUCACCAAAAACACAUAUACACAAUGCAACAGUGUGUGUUGAGCUGGGUCAAUCAUAAUUUCUUUGAUUUUUCUUUUAUCAGAAUGGGGGUCUAAGAAAAACUUGCCCUAUUUAACAGGACAGCUGUUGAUUGAAGCAUCUAAGUACAGAUCACUGGGGUGGGAACUGUUUUAUACAGAGACGAUUACAAGGGCUCUGCCUCAAAGAGCUUACAUUCAAAUAUGUCAGCUCUCAGUCUUUUUGGAGAAGUAGGAAAUAGGAAGAGAAAUCUGGGACUUAACACAAAACAUUCAAGAACCUGAUGUCUUAAAAUUGUCCUACAAACAAAAGCUGUCUGAAAGAUCUGGCUUGGAAACUACUCUGAGAAUCCAACUAAUGGUCCAGGGAAGUGGCCUGAGGCCGGGAAGCUCAGUGAUGGAGAGAGCACAGGCUGGUAGCCCUGCCACUGAAGCCAGAAUGACCAGCCGUGCAAUCAAAGGCAAGGUGCUGAACCUUUCUCUGCCUCAGUUCUCUCAUCUGCAAAUGGGAGAUAAGGAUCCCAACCCUGAACAAGAUAAUACAUGAAGGUGCAUAUCAAAGAGUCCUGCAUGCUCUCCCAGGUAGGUAUUCCCUCCACCUGCCACAGGAAACCCUGAAUUGAUUUCUCCACAGCUGCAGGUUAGAGACCUGCUUGUUCAGGCUCUCCACCUCAACUUGUCCCUUUUCUUAGUGUCACCAGUAUCUUGAAUGCCUCCUAGGGGCCACAUGAGACUCAUAGAGCUAUUAGGCCCUGAAGUUGAAAUCAAAAAUGCAAAUCUGGUUAAGUGA
This is a messenger RNA of Sapajus apella (tufted capuchin), 2359 nucleotides long. RefSeq names its product phosphatidylinositol glycan anchor biosynthesis class L (gene PIGL). Gene Ontology annotation, molecular function: N-acetylglucosaminylphosphatidylinositol deacetylase activity. Gene Ontology annotation, cellular component: endoplasmic reticulum. The transcript has 7 exons. Gene Ontology annotation, biological process: GPI anchor biosynthetic process. The record is from RefSeq and is a predicted model, not a curated record. NCBI's taxonomy places the organism in Eukaryota, Metazoa, Chordata, Mammalia, Primates, Cebidae. The coding region runs from base 411 to 1160 and encodes 249 amino acids.